AUGUAUCACAAAUCGCAAACGACUUUUAGUUCAUUUGGCCAUGUUGUUUACUUCUACCCUGCUGUAAACAUCUCCAGGUUCGAAGAGUCAACCACUUCUUGUGUAGAUUUCCUGCGACAGCUUCAACUCGAUUAUUUGAUACACGUCCACCCGACUCCGAGAAAGCACCAGGCAUUCGAGCAUUUAGUGGGCUGGGGAGGCUACAAGCGGGCCUAUCGCGGCCAAUUGGCAAGUGCUCUGGGCGGCCUUUCACCGCGAAAUCAGCUGCAUUUGCCCGCACUUGACGCUGCAGACGCACCCAUGAUCUCAGUGUUUCGAACAACUGAGCUGACGCUGACGAGGCGCCAACAGCCAUCCUCGAACAGGAAACAUGAUCCGAUUACAACAGACAGUAAUAUGGUGGUCAGCUCGAGGUCACGAGGGCGUGUUAACCUUCGCAGCGACCAAGAACUGCUGCAGUCACCAUCACAGCCUGAAUCCAGCAGUCCAGUGACACCAAAUACUAUCAAUGACCACAAUACCGACACGUCUCUUUCCCGGCAGCACGAUGAUGCUGGCUCAUCGCGUGCGAAAAGGAACAGGAUAGCUUCAGUCUCGGAUCGUGAGAGUGUACAGAAACGUCGACGGCUGAGUAAAGGGAGUGUUACAGGUCCUUCCCCAGUGCACAUCCCUUUGCGUGGUAGAGCCGUGCCAGACGUCCAACCUGCGAACCACGGCAAGGUGUCGUAUAACCAUACCACCGUACAGCCACCAUCACUUCUCACACACGAUAGCAGCGUCAGUAACAGUCCGCUCAACUCUCCGCCUUAUGGGCCUCAAUACGAUCAGUUUAGGAGAAUAGAAGAAAAGGCUCAGAGGGUUGUCAAAAAGCAUCUACAACAGGAAGAGAAGAGGAUCCUCAGGUCGGAACAUGGCAGUACUAGGUCCAAGACCGAGUUGGCUCAAUACUUCCCGAAUUUUGAUGAUAUGCUGAGCCUUGAACCCGUUGAUCCGAACCUUCUUACUGCCAAGACACCCAUCGUGCUCGUCGACGAUACACCAAAUUUCGUGCCUGCGCCGCCACGGCCCGACUAUUUCAGAUCUCUUCAAGCUCCUCAUAACGCCGAAACGAUUGAUCUCGAGGAGCACCUGACAUCCACGAGACCACUUGUGGAUCCACUUUCGGAUGCCAUAUACCUUAAAGCACAUCAGAAAGCAGAGAGACACGAGAAGCAGAUGAAGAAUGGCGACAAGGAGCGUGCACAACAUGAGAAAUAUCAGCUGGAACGUCUUCUGGAAGAGCUGCGUGGUCCUGAGUGGCUGAAAACACUUGGAAUUAGCGGCAUAACAGACACGGAAAAGAAACGAUUCGAGGCUAAACGUAAACUAUUCAUACGAGAAACUCAAGCUCUGAUCGCCAAAUUCAAGCGAUGGAAAGAAGAAGAAAAGCGCCGAAAACUUGAGAAACUUCAACUCCAGCUUGAGGGCGCCGAAGCAGCAUCUGAAUCGGCUGACGGCAGUCGAGGAGACGACAAAGCUUCGUCUUCCACCGCUGCUACCAGGACAAGAGUACGAAUCAAGAACGGCCUGGCCAGCAAGAGUCGCAGCAGUCGGGCGAACAGUAGGCCGUCGUCUGUGUCUGCUCAAGUUCCUGACUCCAGCGAAAUCGACGCCUUGGCCUCUCAGCAGCUUCUUGAAGAGGCUAAAUCAGCCAGUGUGCACCGUCACAAGGCAAAUGCUGUUCCGACCAGUUUGCCAAUCCCGCUACUACCAGAAUUUUCCAGGAAACCAUUCACGUCCUUCUUCGAGAAGCGUCAUAUUCGCGACGCUGCUGUCUCUGGUCGGAAUCGUGGACGGAAGAUCUAUGCCUUUGGACAGGAACUCCCGGAAUUUGAGGAAACGGAGUUUGAGUUACCAGAGUCCAUAUUGACACAUGAUGCUAUCAAGGCUAGUCAAAGGAGUCGUAGGAGGCGCAUGCGCAGUAUUGACGAUGGGAGUUGA
Molecule: messenger RNA, 1980 nt
Organism: Lithohypha guttulata
Lineage: Eukaryota; Fungi; Ascomycota; Eurotiomycetes; Chaetothyriales; Trichomeriaceae
Exons: 2
Coding region: 1-1980 (659 amino acids)
Cellular component (GO): SAS acetyltransferase complex
Molecular function (GO): histone acetyltransferase activity
Source: RefSeq, a predicted model, not a curated record